Molecule: messenger RNA, 2565 nt
Organism: Rhizoctonia solani
Lineage: Eukaryota; Fungi; Basidiomycota; Agaricomycetes; Cantharellales; Ceratobasidiaceae
Product: agmatinase
Exons: 11
Coding region: 1-2565 (854 amino acids)
Cellular component (GO): cytosol; nucleus; cytoplasm
Molecular function (GO): arginase activity; manganese ion binding
Source: RefSeq, a predicted model, not a curated record
AUGGUUUUAGCCCAAGGCAGGAGUAGAUCAUGGCCCCAUCCACCUCGUGAACGCUGGCCUCGGGAUCAGCUAGCAGGGCUCGGAUGGAAGGUCAAGUUCGAUGGGCACCAUCAGUUUGAGGAAAUAGAUGCACAGAACGAUACUCCUUUAGGAAUUCUGAAGCGCCCCCGGCUCGUGUCUCAAGUUUGUGAGGCUGUGGCAAAGGUCGUUGGUGAUCAUGCUCGCAAGGGGGAGCUUCCCCUGACCCUCGGCGGCGAUCAUAGUCUAGCUAUGGGGACGAUCUCCGGGGUGUUGAGCGCAUACCCUGAGGCUUGUGUAGUUUGGGUAGAUGCUCACGCCGACAUCAAUACACCUUCAACCAGCACAAGUGGUAACAUCCACGGCAUGCCGCUCUCCUUCUUGCUUGGCAUUGCAGGGGAGGUACCUCGGGUGGAGUCCGGCCCGCAACCUUUCGAAUGGAUCAAGCCCAUCUUGCGACCCGACCGACUAGUCUAUAUUGGUCUUCGCGACGUUGACAACGGGGAGAAGCAGAUUUUGCGGGAGCACGGUAUUCGUGCAUAUAGCAUGCACGAAGUUGACCGAUAUGGGAUUGGCCGCGUUGUCGAACUCGCGCUCGCAUAUGUCAACCCCGACGGAAAUCGCCCAAUCCAUUUGAGUUUCGAUGUGGAUGCGCUCGACCCGAGUGUCGCCCCCAGUACGGGGACGCCGGUCCGAGGUGGUCUCACUUUCCGCGAGGGUCAUUAUAUUUGCGAGGCGAUUGCCGAAACUGGCCUACUUGUCGGUCUCGAUAUUAUGGAGGUCAACCCGUCCCUGGGUGCUGGUGAUGCAGAUUCUAGGAUCCCUCAUCUGCACAUCAUGUUCAUUGGCAACCUAAUCCGCACUCUCCCCAUUCUUGGGAUUGCUGCUACAGCGGUCGAUGCCUCGCCUGUUCCUACUUUUGGCCAAGGCUCCCCCAGCUUGCGUGGCGUCCUUUGCGCACUCCCCAUUGUCCGCACGUUGUGCAGGAAGGAUACUGGCGAGGUCGAUGUGCUCACUCCUGUUGGAAUGGCUCGUGGGCUUCAAACCACCUCGACAUCUUCCAGAUUCGUUGUCCAAUAUGCAUCAGCCAGCCGCUGGGGAUUGCCAACAAAGGCUAAUGCCUGGAAUAUCCCGGGUAAUGAUAUCAACAAGAUGCCACCUAUGUGUCCUCAGCCAAACGUCCCUGCUUCAACUUACUCCGAAGAUUGCUUGUAUAUGGCUAUUUACACCCCGGUUCCCUCUCCUUCUGUAUUAUCGAAUGUUCCCAUCCUCGUGUGGGUGCAUGGCGGGUCAUUCGAGGUUGGAUCCGCGUCCGACCCAGGCCUUGAUGGAGCAGCUCUUGCCAAGGGCACCAAUUCUAUUGUUGUGGUAGUUCAGUACCGCCUUGGAGCCUUUGGUUUGGUCCCUCCUACCUCCAUGAGUGGUAAUUCGAAUUUGGCUGUUCGUGAUGUAAUCACUUCUCUUCAGUUUGCCCGCCAAGUUUUGCCCAGUUUUGGAGGAGACAUUAACAAGAUCACACUUGCUGGCCAGAGUUCUGGCGCACAAAUGAUACGGGCGCUGCUCGGUACGCCUAGCGCGUCCGGUCUGUUUAGUUAUGCCGCAUUGCAUUCCGACACUAUGGACUAUGGAUUUUACAAGCCUCAGAUCAUCACCGACCUUCAAACGCAGCUGUACACAAACACCUCGGGUCCCCUUGCAGCGUGCAACGACUCCGCCUGCCAAAUGGGUAUUUCCCUACCGGACAUCAUCUCAGCCCAAGAGGAGAUGCGUAAUAAGGUACAAAACAUGUAUCCAGUUACCCUCAGCGGUUCUCCGAUUCGUCCAGUCCACGAUGGUCAACUAUUGCAGUAUACGAUGACCGGUAAUUCUUUCCCCCCUGCGGCCAACAUGAAACCAGUACUUGUCAUGACAGUCAAGGAUGAGGCUGGCAACUCUAUCGGGACAAACUUGCCUGCUGGAUUUCCUGCUUCAUACUUUGCCAUACCCGUUACCACAUUCCUCGGUACUGGUCGUACUUCAACAAUUGAAACUUCUGGCAACUACGAUCCGGACGCGUAUGGUGCACAGGCUGGGUACACCAAUGAUAGUGAUAAUACUCGCAAUGCUAUCACCCAACUCUUCACUGAUGGAUAUUGGCGUUGUCCGAGUUGGACGUUCAGCCGUAGCUGGGCCUCCAAGGGUGGAGUUGUGUACACUGGAGAAUUCCAGAAUGGCGCGACGUAUUAUGCCAACCAGAACAAUGCUUACUGCAAACAAUCAGGCAUGGUCUGCCAUCAAGACGAUAUCUACAUCUUGUUUGGCACUACUCCAUCGCCUACAUCGGCCCAGACUGCAUUGACUCAGGAAAUUCAAUCCCGUUACUCUUCGUUUAUUCGUUCGGGAGUACCCAACCCUUCAUCUGGAUCUUAUGCCGCUUGGGCUCAAUCGGGCAGUACCGAUGUUGCUGCGCUCAAACUAGGUGGUACCGGCACUCGUCCCGCUGAAGCUUGCGACCCGACCUUCUGGGGCUCGCAGGUUCCGUACGACUAUCAAGUCUACGGCCUCUGA